UUGAGCCGUGACAAAUUAAACAGUGCAAAAGAAAUGAUUUUGAUUGUGUUGAAAAAAGUAAGGGAAAAGACACAGCUCGCUAAUUGGGUUCUCUUUCUCAGUCAGUCCUUCUCCCACCUUUGUCUCUGACCGUUUCAUUGUCACUUUCAGCCUCCUUCGAUUCGACGUCGUUUCGUGACUUUUCCAAAUCUGAUGAAUGAAUUCCCCUAAAUCCACAAUGGCGUUCUCUGAAUCCAACGGUCCAGAUCACGUCGUCGAGCUCAUUGUUCGCGACAUACCACCACCACCACCACCACCACCACCACCUUCUUCUUCCGACGACUCUCGUGAUAACGUUAAUGACCCAAAUGCCCCUCUUCUCUCACGCACACAGAGACCGAAGAUCAACAUCUUCACGGCUUCUUAUCCUCGAAGAAAACCACGAGAUGAAGUAACAAAACUACUUGAGUCUGAAACAUCUCCUUGUACUCAGUUUAUAUUGUGGGUGUGGAAUGAGUCAAGAUACUCUGGUUUACUUUGCAUGGCUUUUUCAUCCGUCAUAUACUUUCUCAUGGGAGUUCUUUCCAAUAUUUUUUCUGUUCAGGCAAUUCCUUUGUUUGAGACUGCUUUUACAAGAUGUACAAUUAUCUUGAUACUGUCAUAUUUGUGGUUGAGAAGGAGUGAACAACCACUGUUUGGAACAUCCAAUGUUAGAAUCAUUUUACUUUUAAGGGCCCUUGCAGGCUGUGUAUCAAUGUCAAGUUUUGUAUAUUGCUUUCAGAGGUUGCCUUUUUCUCAGGCUGUUGUGUUGAAUUCAACAACUCCAAUUAUGGCUUCAAUAAUUGCGCGAUUCUUUUUGCGUGAGAAAUUGAAAAUUGCAGAUAUUGCAUGUCUUGCUUGUAGUUUCUUCGGCGUUCUCUUCUUCUUCCGAGAAAUGCUUGCUACACAAGGACAGUCAGUCAAAGUUGCAGGAGCAAGCGAUUCAAAUGCUAGGCCAAGUCAUCAUAUAUUUGAAAUCCUAGUGGGCAUCUUUUCAUCAAUAAUUGGUGGAACUAGUUACUGCCUUAUAAGGGCUGGAGCUAAAGCAUCUGAUCAGCCACUGUUAACUGUCUUUUCAUUUGGCGUACUGGCUUGCCCUGCAAUGGGAAUAUGCAGUUAUAUCUUUGAGGAUUUUGUGCUGCCAGGAUUUCGGUCAAUUUUACUCAUGCUUGUACUUGGUAUUCUGGCCUUCUUUGCUGAGGUCUUGUUAGCUCGAGGACUACAACUUGAGAGGAUGGGUAAAGUUGCCAACAUCCAGUACAUUGAGGCAGCACUAACUCAAUUUUGGAGCCUUGCUUUGACACUAUUGACUCCAGCUUUCGAUCACCUAGCAGGGAUUUUACUUAUUGUUGUCUCUGUAUGUUGCACAAUGUACAUAGGACCUGACAAGGAGAUAGAAUGAUAUGAAUUGAGAUUUUGAGGGGAUGUAUUUGUGUUAGGUUAAUUUGCAGCUAAUACGCUGUGAUUCAUUUGUCAUACUCAAUUUGUUUAUAUCAAGUCUUAUUGUCCUCAU
Cicer arietinum (chickpea) is the source of this 1531-nucleotide messenger RNA. RefSeq lists its product as uncharacterized. Lineage: Eukaryota; Viridiplantae; Streptophyta; Magnoliopsida; Fabales; Fabaceae. Gene Ontology annotation, cellular component: membrane. The record is from RefSeq and is a predicted model, not a curated record.